AAUAAACAAGAACCUAUGCUUACUAUUCUUAAUAUGAAAGAUUUAGAUCGUUGUUCAGCAUCUACGGUAUCUUUAAGCGUAGGAGAAGCUCUUAGUAAAAAUUUAUUAAAUCUAGAUACAAAUACUACGAAUCUUCCAAGUGGAUUUAGAGCGAGUGAAAUGCCAGAUAAAGUCGAACAAUGGAUUAAUGAAUUGCAAAUAGCAGCUGAACAUCCUGACGAAGUCUUUGUAGAAGAGAUGCUAUUAGCUCAUGAAGCUUUAUCUACAGAUGA
This is a messenger RNA of Racocetra fulgida, 272 nucleotides long. NCBI's taxonomy places the organism in Eukaryota, Fungi, Glomeromycota, Glomeromycetes, Diversisporales, Gigasporaceae. The record is from the annotation of a GenBank genome assembly.